Microtus oregoni (creeping vole) is the source of this 4460-nucleotide messenger RNA. RefSeq names its product serine/threonine-protein kinase PAK 6. The coding region runs from base 1007 to 3052 and encodes 681 amino acids. Gene Ontology annotation, biological process: protein phosphorylation; intracellular signal transduction; regulation of MAPK cascade. Lineage: Eukaryota; Metazoa; Chordata; Mammalia; Rodentia; Cricetidae. The record is from RefSeq and is a predicted model, not a curated record. The transcript is spliced from 12 exons. Gene Ontology annotation, molecular function: ATP binding; protein serine/threonine kinase activity. Gene Ontology annotation, cellular component: cytoplasm.
AUCAAAAUUGCCAGGCAACGUUGGAGCUGCUCGCGCCCUAAAGGAGCAGGUCGCUGCCUGAGGAUCUAAUGGAGAAAUCCCAAAGUGAGCUGGGGUGCACGGUGGAGGAGGGGCGCUCCGCGGCCGGGGCUACGGGGCCCUGAUCAAUCGGCCAGAGGAAGGCGGGAGAGGCUGCUGCUUGCUCCAUAGCCAGGACACGCUGGAGGCUCCACGCCAGCUCCUCCUGAAAGCAGCGGCGGACCACAGCAGGUGGGGGGAGGGCACUGCUCUGUUCCUGACGUACCGGGAGCAGCAAGCAGCCAUCCAGGUGACUAAGCCGGCCCACCGUCACUGAGUCACCCACCCGCCUUGGCUUUUCUUCCUUCCCCCUUUGCAUCUGAUUAUUUGGGGAGCUGAAAACUUGGAGGUGUACCUGAGGCCCGCCCCUUCUCUAACUCUCCCCUCCCUGCCUCGGCUUGGAGGAAGAUGGAACUCGCUGGGAAGCUGCCACUACCCCCUAAGGACAUGGAAGGCACGGAGGGAGCCAGAGGUGCCCAAGGAGAGACCGCAGCUGGCAGAGUACAAUAGCAGACAUGGUGAUCAGGCUGCCCCUGUGUCCUCUGAAGGUGCUAGAAGAGAAGGGGAGUCUGGUCCACACCGACUGGAGUCCUCCUGUGCUAGCUUUGAGCUCACCUCUCAAGGGGAUCUUCCUGUAAGUGUGUGGCUUCCAGGACCAUUGGUAUUUGGAAAGCAAGGCUGGAUUGGCAUAGGCAGGCCUGUGCAGGUAGAGCAGCUUUCGGGCUUCAGACAAUCACCAGUCUGCGGUGGGAGAGGCUGAGGCCCAGUUGCCCGGAAGGAGUGCCAAGGAAUAUCCCAGUAAGCAAGCAGGAGCUUUGCCCACUGGAAAAGGAAAUACCCAGAGAACAGGCCGGCAGAGGAAGGUCCUGGGAUCUUCCCUCCCCUUCGUGCUCUAGAGAGCUGACUGAAGAAUAGUGAAAGGCGAGGAGAGAAGGCCACAGGAGGCACCAUGUUCCGGAAGAAAAAGAAGAAACGCCCCGAGAUAUCAGCCCCACAAAACUUCCAGCACCGCGUCCACACCUCCUUUGACCCCAAGGAAGGCAAGUUCGUGGGCCUCCCCCCACAAUGGCAGAAUAUCUUGGACACCUUGAGGCGGCCCAAGCCUGUGGUGGAUCCUUCUCGAAUUACACGGGUGCAGCUGCAGCCCAUGAAGACGGUGGUGCGGGGCAGCUCAGUGCCCACGGAGGGCUACAUCUCAGGGCUGCUCAACGACAUCCAGAAGUUGUCGGCUAUCAGCUCCAAUACCCUGCGCGGACGCAGCCCCACUAGCCGGCGGCGGGCACAGUCGCUAGGACUGCUGGGGGAUGAGCAAUGGGCCGCUGACCCGGAUAUGUACCUUCAGAGUCCUCAGUCUGAGCGCACUGAUCCCCAUGGCCUCUACCUCAGCUGCAAUGGGGGCACACCAGCAGGUCACAGGCAGAUGCCGUGGCCGGAGCCACAGAGCCCACAGGCGUUGCCCAAUGGGCUGGCUGCCAAGGCACAGUCCUUGGGCCCUGCUGAGUUCCAGGGUGCCUCGCAGCGCUGCCUGCAGCUGGGUGCCUGCCUACCGAGUUCCCCACCUGGCACCUCACCCCCUAUGGCCACAGGGAGGCGUGGGGUGAAGGCUGCCAAGCACAGCUCAGAGGAGGUGCGGCCACAGUCCUGCCUGGUGGGCUCAGCCACUGGCAGGCCAGGUGGAGAAGGGAGCCCUAGCUCUAAGAACCAGGAAAGCAGUCUCAAGCACCGGCUCUUCCGAAGCAUGUUCCUGUCCACUCCCGCCACAGGCUCUGCAAGCAGCAGCAAGCCGGUCCCUCUGCCACAGAACAAGCUCAACUCCGCUUUCCGACCACCGCAGAAAGAUUCCUCCUCAAACUUGGUGGCCAAGGCCCAGUCCUUGCCCUCGGACCAGCCUAUGGGGACCUUCAGCCCCCUGACCACCUCGGAUACCAGCAGCCCCCAGAAGUCCCUCCGCACAGUCCCAGCCGCUGGCCCACUUCCAGGCCGGUCUUCUCCAGCAGGCUCCCCCCGCACGCGGCAUGCUCAGAUCAGCACCAGCAACCUAUACCUGCCCCAGGACCCCACCGUGGCCAAGGGGGCCCUGGCCGGCGAGGACACGGGCAUUGUGACACAUGAGCAGUUCAAGGCUGCACUCAGGAUGGUGGUGGACCAGGGUGACCCCCGGCUGCUGCUGGACAGCUAUGUGAAGAUUGGGGAGGGCUCCACGGGCAUUGUGUGUCUGGCCCGGGAGAAGCAUUCGGGUCGCCAGGUGGCCGUUAAGAUGAUGGACCUCAGAAAGCAGCAACGCAGGGAGCUGCUCUUUAACGAGGUGGUGAUCAUGCGUGACUACCAGCACCUCAACGUGGUGGAGAUGUACAAGAGUUACUUGGUAGGCGAGGAGCUGUGGGUGCUGAUGGAGUUCCUGCAGGGCGGGGCCCUCACAGACAUCAUCUCCCAAGUCAGGCUGAAUGAAGAGCAGAUUGCAACCGUGUGUGAGGCUGUGCUUCAGGCCUUGGCUUACCUGCACGCCCAGGGUGUCAUCCACCGAGACAUCAAGAGUGAUUCCAUCCUGCUGACCCUCGACGGCAGGGUAAAGCUCUCAGACUUUGGAUUCUGUGCUCAGAUCAGCAAAGAUGUCCCCAAGAGAAAGUCCCUGGUAGGAACCCCAUACUGGAUGGCUCCUGAAGUGAUCUCCAGAUCUCUGUAUGCUACCGAGGUGGAUAUCUGGUCUCUGGGCAUCAUGGUGAUUGAGAUGGUGGACGGAGAGCCUCCCUACUUCAGCGACUCCCCAGUACAAGCCAUGAAGAGGCUCCGGGACAGCCCCCCACCCAAGUUAAAGAACUCUUACAAGGUCUCCCCAGUGCUGCGAGACUUCCUGGAGCGGAUGCUGGUACGGGAACCCCAAGAGAGAGCCACGGCCCAGGAGCUCCUGGAUCACCCCUUUCUGCUGCAGACAGGGCUGCCCGAGUGCCUGGUGCCUCUGAUACAGCUCUAUCGCAAGCAGACCUCCACCUGCUGAGUUCACACCCAGGGUGCACCUGCCGCCUGUGCCCACAGGCCAAGGACGCUGGGCAGCCAGUCCGCUGGCAGGGCCUUCCUGCCUUGUUCUCUCAGUAUUCUCUCCAAAGAUUGAAUGUGAAGCCCCACCCCUUCCCUCUUUCCCUUCUGCCCACUGGGCCAGGCCGGACCUGCCCCCCUCAAUCUCACUCCCCAGAGUCCCAGUUGCCUUUGGGAUGACAGUGACCCCCUUUUGCAGGUUUGGCCCUUUGCUAUUUGCACAGGGAUGUUUCUAAGAAACACGGAGAGUGGUGCUCCUGGCCACCGGUCAGCAAAGCUGACAGGCCGCUGCAGAUUUUAAAAAGCAGUGUCCACUAGUGUCCCGGGCCACCGCAUGGGUGUGUGCCCCAUCUUCACACGGACACUUGCUAUUCUCAGUUACAGCUUCAAACCCUGGAGUCCCAGAGGGCCACAGGGAAGAAUUUUAUUACCUGAGUCCUUCUUCCAACCUGGGCCUGACUUCUGGAAGCCCUACUUGCCCCUGUUUCCGUCUGUCCCCUGGCACAGCCUCUCCUCAGAAGGCCUCCACAGAACUGUGAAUUGCCUGUGUGUAGGCCAUGGGAGUAGCAAGGGGAUCUUCUGAGAGAGAGUGUGCUGCUGAUGGUAAAAGUGGCUCCAUUUUUUCAGGAUGGAGAGAACAUAUUCUCAUUCUCUCUCUCUUUCCCGUGUGUGUGUGUGUGUGUGUGUGUGUGUGUGUGUGUGUGUGUGUGUAUAAAGUCCCCCAAAGGCCCAGGCCUUUCCAGUUACCACAGAGAGCUUCAGAAGAGCGGCACCCCCACCCCAGUCUUCUUUUCUACCAAGCUCUACUUUGAAGGAACCUGCUUUGGGGCCUGGCUUUCUGCCUCUCAAGUCUCAUGUUAUUACCUGAACAGUGAAGGGGUGUGUAUGUCAAGUCUAAACACAUGCUGGGGUGCCCUGAAGUUUCUGAGUUUCUCCCAUACUGAGAUAGGAAUUACUUCACCUGCCAGCAACUUCUCAGUAGCCAGAUCAUCAGGGACCCUCUUUGGAACCCUGGGCUGGGACAGAAAGGUGAACCACCUCCUGCGGAGGAGGGGAAGAGGCUCAUGUCAAGGAAUGGGUACCUCCAUGUGUGAACCAGCUGCCCCUGCAGAUGCUUACCUGCCCCCUUGUCCUCCCUCCCUUCCCACCUUCCUGGCUGUUGUGAGACAGGGAAUGCCAAGGAAGAACUCCACUGUCUGGACCACAUCCAGAUAAUAUUUUUAGAUCCCUCUGCUCCCUGGUGACCUGCAUUAGGGCAAAGAAAUCGCAAGGUCUUUUUUUAAGGGUCAGAGUUUUAAAAACAAAAGCAUCUUCCCUAGAAAUUUUUGUGAAUUGUUUGCAACUUGUGCCUGUUUUAAAUUAAACUGAAU